Ilex paraguariensis (yerba mate) is the source of this 1978-nucleotide messenger RNA. The record is from the annotation of a GenBank genome assembly. NCBI's taxonomy places the organism in Eukaryota, Viridiplantae, Streptophyta, Magnoliopsida, Aquifoliales, Aquifoliaceae.
AUGCCUUUCUUAUGUCGUAUAUAUAGAGAAACUAAUUCCAUUAUACACGAUUGACAAUGCUAAUUUUCUUCAUCGUCGUACCUUGUGGAUAUUAAAGGUUGUCAAAAUUCCCUCUGGUCUGGUGGUGUCUUCUUUUCUUUCCAAGAACCUGGAUUUUCUCCUACAAAACUAAUUUUGAAAAGCUAAAAUGGUUGAGGGCGGAAUUUCAAAAGCAGAUAAAACAGAAUUCACAGAAUGCUGGCGGACGUCAUGGAAGACACCAUACAUCAUGAGACUGGCCUUAUCAGCAGGCAUUGGAGGGCUCCUGUUUGGCUACGACACAGGAAACCAUAGUAAGCAUGGCUGUAGCAGGAGCCAUCAUCGGUGCUGCAUUUGGUGGAUGGAUUAAUGACAGGUUUGGUCGGAAGAUAUCAAUUUUAGUCGCUGAUUUCCUAUUCUUCGUUGGCGCAACAGUUAUGGCAGUUUCACCAGCUCCAUGGAUGCUUAUUAUUGGAAGAAUACUUGUGGGUUUAGGGGUUGGAAUGGCAUCCAUGACAGCGCCUCUCUACAUUUCAGAAGCUUCGCCUCAUAGAAUUAGAGGUGCACUUGUGAGCACUAAUGGUUUGCUAAUCACAGGAGGCCAGUUUCUGUCAUAUCUUAUCAAUCUAGCUUUCACACAAGUCCAUGGAACCUGGCGUUGGAUGCUUGGUGUUGCAGGAAUUCCAGCCCUCGUUCAAUUUGUACUGAUGAUGUCCCUCCCCGAGUCUCCUAGAUGGCUUUACCGAAAGGGUAAGAUUGAUGAGGCCAGGUCCAUAUUGGGGAAAAUCUAUCCUGAUGAAGAAGUUGAAGACGAAAUGCAAGCCCUGAACAAAUCAAUUGAAGAAGAAAAGGCCGAGGAAGGUUCCAUUGGAGAAGGUGGUAUGAUUGAAAAACUAAGGAAAGCUUGGAGCAAUGAUGUAGUUCGGAGAGGGCUCUACGCUGGUAUUGCUGUUCAAGUGGCUCAACAAUUUGUUGGUAUAAACACUGUCAUGUAUUAUAGUCCAACCAUUAUCCAAUUUGCUGGAAUUGCUUCAAACCAGACAGCUUUAGCACUCUCUCUUGUCACUUCUGGUCUUAAUGCUAUUGGCUCUAUCGUUAGUAUGUGUUUUGUAGAUAGAUAUGGGAGGAGGAGAUUGAUGAUUAUCUCUAUGUUUGGGAUAAUCUGUUGCCUUGUGGUGUUAGCUGGGGUGUUUUACCAAGCAUCCACCACGGCCCCGGGUAUCAGUAAAAUUGAAUCCGCCCACUUUGGUGCCAACUCUACAUGUUCGGCUUAUGUGCAGGCUCCAGAUGCAUCAUCUUGGAAUUGCAUGACAUGCUUGCAGAAAGCAACAGAUUGUGCAUAUUGUUCAAAUGGAGACAACCGAUUUGCUGCCGGAGCAUGUGUGGCUGCAACCGACAUUUUGAAAGGUGCAUGCAAAGCUGAGAGUCGUACGUGGUACAGGAAAGGUUGUCCAAGCAAAGUAGGAUUUCUGGCAAUUAUACUAUUGGGAUUGUAUAUCAUAAUGUACUCACCAGGAAUGGGAACUGUGCCAUGGAUUGUGAACUCAGAAAUAUACCCAUUGAGAUACAGAGGCAUUGGUGGAGGAAUUGCUGCUGUUUCAAACUGGACCUCAAAUCUUAUAGUGAGCGAGACAUUCUUGACAUUGACUGAGGCUCUUGGCUCAGCGGGCACAUUCCUGCUGUUUGCUGUGUUUUCCUUCCUUGGACUAUUGGCCAUUUACUUCCUUGUGCCAGAAACCAAAGGACUGCAAUUUGAGGAGGUUGAGAAGUUGUUGCAGAAUGGGUAUUCACCAUUUAUUAAGAAUAAGCAAGGUUCCAAAGAUGGUGAUUCUUCUUAAGCACGGAUCGGUUGUUCGAUGCAGGAACACACGAUUGUCAAGUGGUUUGGCAAUUUAGCUGGUCACAGUAAUCAAAAAUCUUUGUAUGCUUACAUGUUUGUGACUGCACUGUGAUGAUUCAG